This is a messenger RNA of Lactuca virosa, 372 nucleotides long. The record is from the annotation of a GenBank genome assembly. Lineage: Eukaryota; Viridiplantae; Streptophyta; Magnoliopsida; Asterales; Asteraceae.
AUGAUUGUCUCCGGUUCUUUCGAUGAGAUAGUUAGGGUUUGGGACGUGAAAUCCGACAAAUGCUUGAAGGUGCUUCCUGAACAUUUUGAUCUCGUAACUGCUGUGAACUUUAAUCCAGAUCGGACAUUAAUCGUGUCCAGUAGUUACGAUGGAUUGUGCAGGAUUUGGGAUGCAUCCACAGGGUCUUGUAUGAAGACUCUGAUCGAUGAUGAAAACCCCCCUGUUAGCUUUGUCAAAAUUUCCCCAAAUGGAAACUUUUUUCUUGUAGGUACCCUGGAUAGCACAUUGGUGAGUGAAUUCUUAUUUCUUUUCCUAGAAAUCAGUAAUUCACAUCUUGUUCAUAGUAUUCACAAUGAUAAUCUUUUCCCUUGA